AUGAUAGCGAUUCCGUAUCUCACUGCACUCACAACCUAUUUCAGUUAUGGUUUGCUCUUCGCUUUCGGUCAAUUCAGAGAUUUCUUCAGAAAAAUCUUCGACUGGUGCAGCUCCAACAAUCUUCAGGGUUAUGCACCGAUCUGUUUAGGACUUGAAGAUUUUUAUAUUCGCCGGUUAUACCUCCGCAUUCAGGACUGUUUUGGGAGACCUAUAUCAAGUGCUCCUGAUGCUUGGUUUGAUGUAGUCGAACGCCACUCCAAUGAUAAUAACAAGACAUUAAAACGAACCAGUAAAGUAAGUAGAUGUCUUAACUUGGGAUCAUAUAACUAUCUUGGUUUUGCUGCGGCUGAUGAAUACUGCACUCCUCGAGUAAUUGAUACAUUGAAGAAGUAUUCUCCAAGCACUUGCAGUACGCGGGUGGACGGGGGCACAACUGCACUUCACAAUGAAUUGGAGGAAUGUGUAGCUAGUUUUGUUAAAAAGCCAGCUGCUUUGGUUUUUGGAAUGGGCUAUGUGACUAACUCUGCUAUUCUUCCAGUCUUGAUGGGGAAGGGAAGUUUGAUUAUUAGUGAUUCACUGAACCACAACUCAAUUGUUAAUGGUGCACGGGGAUCAGGAGCAACUAUUCGUGUUUUUCAACACAACGUGCCAGCACAUCUAGAAGAAGUUUUACGAGAACAAAUUGCUGAUGGACAGCCAAGAACACACAGGCCUUGGAAGAAGAUAAUGGUUGUUGUGGAGGGGAUAUACAGCAUGGAAGGAGAGCUUUGCAAACUUCCAGAGAUCAUAGCUAUAUGCAAAAAAUUUAAGGCUUAUACAUAUUUGGAUGAAGCACACAGUAUUGGAGCUGUGGGCAAGUCGGGAAGGGGAGUUUGUGAGCUCUUGGGUGUGGAUACUGCUGAUAUUGAUAUUAUGAUGGGAACAUUCACCAAAUCAUUUGGAUCAUGCGGAGGUUAUAUUGCAGGAUCUAAGGAGCUCAUCAAAUACUUGAAGUACACUUGCCCCGCACAUCUUUAUGCAACUUCAAUUUCACCCCCAGCAGCUCAACAAAUAAUAUCAUCCAUAAAAGUUAUUCUUGGAGAGGAUGGUUCAUGUCGAGGUGCCCAGAAACUUGCACAAAUUCGAGAGAAUAGCAAUUUUUUCAGGUCAGAACUGCAGAAGAUGGGAUUUGAGGUUCUCGGGGAUAAUGAUUCUCCUGUGAUGCCAAUCAUGCUUUACAACCCAGCCAAAAUCCCUGCUUUCUCAAGGGAGUGCCUCAGGCAGAAUAUUGCUGUUGUGACUGUUGCAUUUCCAGCAACCCCAUUGCUAUUGGCUAGAGCACGCAUAUGCAUAUCAGCUUCUCAUACAAGGGAAGAUCUUACACAUGCCUUGAAGGUUAUUAGCAAUGUGGGCGAUCUAGUUGGCAUAAAAUACUUCCCCGCUGAACCAUUGAAGCAGCAACAAGGUGAUAAAACUGUGAAGUUUGAUUGA
Messenger RNA from Lathyrus sativus (Indian pea), 1470 nucleotides. The record is from the annotation of a GenBank genome assembly. Lineage: Eukaryota; Viridiplantae; Streptophyta; Magnoliopsida; Fabales; Fabaceae.